GUUAGGUUAGAAAAGUGUUUAUUGUUGAUUGAUGGUUAAACGUGACGUGUGUCAAAUUAAUAUUAUUUUAAUAUCACAAAUAUGGAAUAUGAAACACAAAAUCCAGCGAUGGAUACUGAAAUACCAGAAAGAAGGAAUCCAAAAACCAAUAAAAGGAAAUUGGACAAAAUAGCCAGGGUUAAAGGUGAACCUUUUUUUAAUAAUAAGGGAAUAGCCAAGCAAGCUAGAGUUACUGGGCCAGAUUGCAUAUGUGCUCGAUUAAAAUGCUUUGAGAAGAUUACAGAAGACAAAAGAAAUACCACUUUAACCAAAUUUAAUAUGCUGCAAUCUAAAGAUGCCCAGGACAGUCAUCUUGCUGGAUUAAUAUCAUUUGGCCCCCCACGGCAAAGAUGUGCCACAGGAUAA
Molecule: messenger RNA, 405 nt
Organism: Acanthoscelides obtectus
Lineage: Eukaryota; Metazoa; Arthropoda; Insecta; Coleoptera; Chrysomelidae
Source: the annotation of a GenBank genome assembly